AUGCCCAUCGACUACACUCCCUAUCCUCAUGUGCUGAACCAGCUCGGCGGGCCGACAGCACCAAAGUAUACAUACCUGAUCUUCUACUCGUCCAUAGUAGAUGGGCCAAAUGGGCAGCCGAAACAGAUGUGGUGUCCGGACUGCCGCGAUGUUGAGGGGAUCGUGAAGGCCACUUUUGGGGGUGCCAAGCAGCCAAAAGCCGUCAUCUGGUGGGUCGGCGAGAAGGCUGAGUCUAGAUGGAGAACGCCAACAAAUCACGCCCGGUCUCACUGGAACGUCCAGAGCGUGCCGACCAUCUUGCGCUUGGAGGAGGGGAAGGAGACAGCUCGGCUGGUCGAGGGCGAGAUACUGGACCAGGAUAGGUUAGCGGAGUUUGUCAAGACGGAAUAG
This is a messenger RNA of Dioszegia hungarica, 390 nucleotides long. RefSeq lists its product as uncharacterized. Lineage: Eukaryota; Fungi; Basidiomycota; Tremellomycetes; Tremellales; Bulleribasidiaceae. The transcript is spliced from 6 exons. The coding region runs from base 1 to 390 and encodes 129 amino acids. Gene Ontology annotation, molecular function: protein-disulfide reductase [NAD(P)H] activity. The record is from RefSeq and is a predicted model, not a curated record. Gene Ontology annotation, cellular component: cytosol.